GUUAAGUUUCUAUUUUUCUCUUUUCUCAAUGUACUCUACAAAAUUGGGCUUUUGAAAGGAGAAUUUUUAAUGUCCCCACUCUUCAUGUAAAAACAGCAGCAGCAAUCAGGCCGUUGCCUUCCAUGUAAAAUUCUGUUAACACAACUGUGCAGAUGUUUACACAGUUGACAGUUUGCGCACUACAUUUGUGCUUUGCAGGAUAGUAAUGUUUAAAUACGACGUCCAGCGCGUGUCAAAAAUGAAUUCCCAACAGAUGUAAGUAAUCAGUUUAAACUGGCGAGCAAAUUCCGCUAAAAAAAUUUUCUUGCAAUGCCACCGAUCUUCAAGUUCUUUGUCACUGUUGUGAAACUGCUAAUCAUAUCUUGGCACAUAUGUGUGUACCAUUGAUUGCACACAACAGGAAGAAUAUGACAAAAAAAAAAUUCUAUUUUUUUACAUUCUGAACGAGGUGCGCGUGGUAAUUGCUCUAGUGCAAGCUGAGUGUGCUCAUUCGCCAAUAGCACAGUGCGCGAGCUGGGUCCAGUGCACCUGAACGAGUCCUUCACGAAGCUCGUCCACACAGACGCCAACAGAAUGUGGAACACAUCAGAUCUGAAUGACAACGAAAGCUACAUAGGUGAGGACUUCUCACCCUGUCACAUGGUAUCUGGCAAAGACAGCACCGGUGUGGCAGUGGUCUACCUGGUUGUGUUCUUCCUGGGUCUGCUGGGGAACAGCGUGGUGAUCUACGUGGUGUGCCUGAUGGAGAACCGCCGGACGUCCACCGACAUCUUCCUGAUGCACCUGGCUGUGGCCGACCUGCUCUUCUCGCUCACACUGCCGUUCUGGGCGGUCUACAUCUACACCUCCAGCUGGGUGUUCGGCACCCACCUGUGCAAGCUGCUCUCCGGCGUGCAGGAGGCCAGCUUCUACGGCUCCGUCUUCCUGCUGGCCUGCAUCAGCAUCGACCGCUACAUGGCCAUCGUCAAGGCGACGCAGUUCGUCUGCAGCCAACGGCGGGUGGUGCGUCUGGUGUGCGGCGCGGUGUGGCUGGGUGCAUGCGUGCUGGCGAUGCCCGUCGUGGUGAAGCGGGAGGCGCUGUUGAUGACCGGCUACGACAUCAUAGUGUGCUACGAGAACGUGACGGCGGAGGCGGUCGAGGCAUGGCGCGUGAGCCUACGUGUGCUGCGUCACACGCUGGGCUUCUUCCUCCCCCUCACUGUCAUGCUCUUCUGCUACAGCUGGACAGUAGGAACCCUCUUCCACUCACGCAACAGCCAGAAGCACAAGGCCAUGCGGGUUAUCCUGUGUGUGGUACUGGCGUUCCUCUUCUGCUGGCUGCCCAAUAACAUCACCAACUUCAUUGACACACUGAUGCGUAGUCAGAUGAUCCAGAACACAUGCAACUUCCAGACUCAGAUGGAGGAGGCCCUGCAGGUCACUGAGGCGUUGGCCUUCACCCACUGCGCCAUAAACCCCAUACUCUAUGCCUUCAUCGGCAAGAAGUUCCGCAACCACUUCCUGAUGUCCCUGGUCAAGAGGGGUCUGGUGAGCAGAAUGGUUCUCUCCAGGUACGGGCUGGGCUCCCCCAGCAGCUCGGGAAACUCACGAAUGACAUCUAUCACACUGUAGAUGCACAGGGACAAAGCUCACAGACACGGCAGGCACAGCAAGCCUGGACGCAGGGGAGUGUGUAUUGACAUUAAAAAAAACAACAAAAACUGCAGUUUAAUUUUCGUCAGUUGUAAGUUGCCCUUUCGUUACAUUUUUCUUUCAUUGUUUUUUUUUAUUUUAUAUUCCCAGUCAUUUAUGGUCAUGAUUUUGGAUCAGCUCAUUCGUUUAUGAAAUAAAAUCUGCUAAAUAAAAUAAACAUGUAAUUCUGCUCAUUCAUGCAGAUAUUAAAUCUUCAUUUUUAAUCAUACCUGGACUACACAAUCAAUGUACAAAAAACUUUGUCAAAGAAUGAUCUAUAAAAACAACCUUAUCCUGUUUAUAAAGGAUGGUUCUGUGGUUCUGAGUUCAGACUUUGUGGGCUGUGUUAACACUGAGCU
This is a messenger RNA of Electrophorus electricus (electric eel), 2030 nucleotides long. It is a transcript of the gene cxcr2, whose product is annotated as chemokine (C-X-C motif) receptor 2. The record is from RefSeq and is a predicted model, not a curated record. Gene Ontology annotation, cellular component: external side of plasma membrane; membrane. Gene Ontology annotation, molecular function: C-X-C chemokine receptor activity; C-C chemokine receptor activity; C-C chemokine binding. Gene Ontology annotation, biological process: positive regulation of cytosolic calcium ion concentration; immune response; calcium-mediated signaling. Lineage: Eukaryota; Metazoa; Chordata; Actinopteri; Gymnotiformes; Gymnotidae.